AACACUCCCAAACAUUGAGCCCAUCUAGAACCAGUCUAUCAAAAUGUCGACCAUUAAUCGAAAUUAUCAUAUAGCGACUAUUUCGUCUUUGUUGUCUCGUUCUUUCUCUCCGCACUUCAAGAGAAAGUAACGGAAGCGGGUGAUACCUACCGUUUCGCCUCUUUCCAUUUUCAUCACUGGUUCAUGGUUCAGUGAUAGAUCCAGAUACUAACAACAAAGCGACGUUCCCACACAGGCCGCACUAGGUCUCAGGGAACGCGCCCGAUUCAUUUGGUAUUAUUAUCGUCAGUUUUGGAAGAGGAUCGAUUCGGUUUCUAUUCUAUUUCUACAUUGUUAGCAGCCAUGGCCUCGGAAUCAGACAGACCCACGCCACGAGGUGACGAUUUACCGGGAGGCUGGAUUGAAACGCCUGCAGACCCUGCUCGCGAGAAGUCCUUUAUUGGUGGCCGACAGCACUCGCAUAUCAACACGCAAAGUCGCACAGAAGAAACAGAUCACGACCGGUCCGGCACCGUCGGUACAUAUAGUGCGUACAACCCAGGAGCGGAUUCUAAACCUACAUCACCAGAAAUCCGGGAAUCUGCCCAAUUCAGUUCUGCGAGUAACAGUACUGCCGUGCCCUCGCCCAUUGAGACCGACAGUAGGGUGGGAGGCAACGAGACCAAGGAACUAGCCGAAGAACAUCGUGGAUCUUCCGAACUUGAGAUUGACUCGGAAGAAGAUGGCUAUGCUGCAAUCAAGCCUGCGAAACGGCCCCAACUCCAGGGGGAAGGGUCCAAGCCUGUCACAGAAGAAGAUUUGUUUAGGGUCCUAUCACAACGUCGAUCGAGCUUGGGUCGAACCAAUACCGCUACAAGUACCCACGAAGAGCAGGAAGAAAUCAACAGAUUAAUGUCUCGUAUGUUUGGACGCACUCGUCAGGAAACAUCUGAAGAAGAGAAAACGAGGCACGUUGGCGUUGUUUUCAAGAAUCUCACCGUGAAGGGCAUGGGCAUAGGGGCCGCACUACAGCCAUCCGUGGGCGACGUGUUCCUUGGGCUCCCUCGAUUUCUUAAGAAUCUUAUCACCAAAGGUCCGAGACAGGCUGCCGGAAAGCCGCCCGUUCGUACCAUCCUAGAGAACUUUUCUGGCUGCGUCAAACCUGGGGAGAUGUUGCUCGUCCUAGGUCGACCCGGCGCUGGAUGUUCCACAUUCUUGAAAAUCCUCGGAAACCAACGGUUUGGUUUUGAGGAAAUAUCCGGAGACGUCACAUAUGGAGGAACUGAUGCCCAUGAAAUGGCUAAGAGGUAUCGAAGUGAGGUUCUCUACAAUCCGGAAGAUGAUCUACAUUACGCUACGCUGAAGGUCAAAGAUACCCUCAGCUUUGCAUUGAAGACUCGGACUCCGGGGAAGGCCUCCAGGAAAGAAGGAGAAUCGAGGGCCGAUUACGUCCGCGAAUUCCUACGAGUCGUCUCCAAACUCUUCUGGAUAGAACACACAAUGGGCACCAAGGUUGGAAACGAAUUUGUACGUGGAGUAUCUGGAGGUGAAAAGAAACGAGUCAGUAUUGCAGAGGCGAUGAUCACAAAAGCAAGUGUGCAAUCUUGGGACAAUUCGACUAAAGGGCUUGAUGCAAGUACUGCUUUAGAGUAUGUACAGAGUUUGCGUUCGCUCACUAACAUGGCCAAUAUUUCUACUUCGGUUGCAUUGUAUCAGGCUGGAGAGUCACUAUAUAAACUUUUCGACAAGGUUCUUCUGAUCGAUGAAGGUCGCUGCUGCUACUUCGGACCAACAGAAAAGGCGGCUGCCUACUUCAAGAAGCUGGGAUUCGUGCAACCAGACCGUUGGACAACGGCGGAUUUCUUGACAUCAGUAACGGACGAGCAUGAACGGCACAUUGCAGACGGUUGGGAAGAUCGCUUUCCUCGAACCCCCGCCCAGUUCGGCAAAUCCUUUUUGGAAUCGGAGCAGAAUGAGGCCAAUUUUGCUGAGAUCAAGGAGUUUGAGCGAGAGACUGAGCGCAUGAUCGAGGAACGGCGAGCGGCACGCACCAAGGCUACGAAGAAAAAGAACUACACCCUUGGUUUCCACAAACAGGUAACUGCAUGCACCAAGAGACAGUUCCUUGUCAUGGUAGGCGACAAGCAGUCGCUUGCUGGAAAGUGGGGUGGUAUUCUUUUUCAGGCUUUGAUCGUUGGAUCCCUCUUCUACAACCUGCCAGACACUGCCCAGGGUGUCUUCACUCGCGGUGGUGUCAUCUUCUUCAUGCUCCUCUUCAAUGCUCUUUUGGCUCUUGCCGAACUUACUUCCGCCUUUGAGAGCAGACCGAUUUUACUCAAGCACAAAAGUUUUAGCUUCUAUCGACCUGCUGCAUACGCAAUCGCACAGACCGUGGUUGACGUGCCUCUGGUUUUGAUCCAAGUAUUCAUUUUCGACAUCGUGGUCUACUUCAUGGCUCAUCUACAGAGAACAGCAUCACAGUUCUUCAUCUCCCUUUUAUUCCUUUGGAUUCUUACCAUGACGAUGUAUGCAUUCUUCCGAGCUAUUGGAGCCCUUGUUGGUUCUCUGGAUGUCGCAACGAGGAUUACUGGUGUUGCCAUCCAAGCGUUGAUUGUCUAUACUGGUUACUUGAUCCCACCGAAUAAGAUGCACCCAUGGUUCUCCUGGCUGCGAUGGAUCAAUCCAGUUCAGUACGGAUUUGAAGCGCUCAUGGCCAAUGAAUUUUACAACCUGGAGAUCCAAUGCGUCCCCCCAUAUAUCGUACCACAGAUACCGGGUGCACAGCCGCAAUAUCAAUCUUGUGCUAUCCAAGGAAGUACCCCAGGGUCUCUCAUGGUUCGCGGAGCCGAUUACAUUUCGGUUGCUUUCCAAUACUCUCGCUCACAUUUAUGGCGUAACUUUGGCUUCAUUUGUGCCUUCUUCCUCUUCUUUGUUUUCCUUACCGCUCUCGGUAUGGAACUUCAGAAGCCAAACAAGGGCGGAGGUUCUGUGACAAUUUUCAAACGUGGUCAAGUUCCCAAGACUGUGGAGAAGGCCAUGGAGGUGAAAGCCGAGCCCGUGGACGAAGAAAAAGGCAAAGAGCACGAAGCCGGAACAGGAUUCAGUAAAGAUGAAUCCAGCGACAGUGGCGACGGUAAAGCUGUCCAUGGAGUCGCCAAGAAUGAAACCAUCUUCACCUGGCAGAAUGUUGAUUAUACGAUUCCUUACGAGAAAGGGGAACGAAAGCUCCUUCAAAAUGUUCAGGGAUACGUAAAACCAGGAAAACUGACAGCCUUGAUGGGUGCAUCGGGAGCUGGCAAGACAACGCUCCUCAACACGCUAGCUCAACGAAUCCGAUUUGGUGUUGUGACCGGAGACUUUCUUGUAGAUGGUCGUCCUCUUCCUUCUUCAUUCCAACGUUCGACAGGCUUUGCUGAACAAAUGGAUAUCCACGAAUCAACCGCUACGGUCCGAGAGGCGCUGAGAUUCUCGGCUAAGCUACGACAGCCUAGGGAAGUGCCUAUCCAGGAGAAGUACGAUUACGUUGAAAAGAUCAUUGAUCUUCUCGAAAUGAGGGACAUUGCAGGUGCUGCCAUUGGAAAGGCCGGUUCUGGACUAAACCAAGAGCAACGCAAGCGGGUUACAAUUGGAGUCGAGCUGGCUUCCAAACCAGAGUUACUCAUGUUUUUGGACGAGCCCACUUCGGGUCUCGAUUCAGGAGCAGCCUUCAACAUUGUCCGGUUCUUGCGUAAGCUUGCCGACGCUGGCCAGGCUAUUCUUUGCACCAUCCACCAGCCUUCAUCUGUACUGUUCGAGCAUUUCGACCAGCUCCUUCUCCUCAAGAGCGGUGGUCGAACGGUAUACUUUGGAGAGCUAGGCAAAGACAGUCGGGUACUAUUGGACUAUCUCAACCGCAACGGUGCGAAGAAAUGCCCACCCAAGGCUAACCCCGCAGAAUACAUGCUCGAGGCUAUCGGUGCUGGUAACCCUGACUAUAAAGGGCAAGACUGGGGCGAUGUUUGGGCAUCUUCACCGGAGAAUGACAGGCUUUCCAGUGAAAUUCAGGAGAUCACUAAGAAUAGGCGGGAGAAUUCCAACAGUGGGAAGCUCAGUGACGAUAGAGAGUACGCUAUGCCACUCUCUACACAACUAGUCACGGUGAUCCACCGAAGCUUUGUGGCGAUGUGGCGCGAUCCGCCAUACGUCGUUGGCAUGUUCAUGCUCCACAUCAUCACUGGUCUUUUCAACAGCUUCACGUUCUGGCACCUCGGAAAUGGUCAGAUUGACAUGCAAUCGCGGCUGUUCUCCGUGUUCAUGACUCUCACGAUAUCUCCUCCACUAAUCCAGCAACUCCAGCCCCGAUUCCUGAACAUGCGCAAGAUCUACGAAUCUCGUGAAGGAAAUGCCAAGAUCUACUCCUGGGUAGCAUUCGUUUGGGGCUCCAUCUUGAGUGAGAUCCCGUACCGUAUUGCUGCGGGUACCAUAUACUGGUGCUGUUGGUACUGGGCCACGUGGUUCCCACGCGACACUUAUACCUCUGCAAGCAUCUGGCUCUUUACCAUGGUGUUUGAGUUGUACUACCUUGGCUUUGGCCAGGCCAUUGCAGCGUUCAGUCCAAACGAACUGCUCGCUUCGCUUUUCGUGCCUCUGUUCUUUACAUUCAUUGUGUCCUUCUGCGGUGUUGUGGUGCCGUACGCAGGGCUGCCGGUUUUCUGGCGGAGCUGGAUGUAUUGGCUCACGCCGUUCCAUUACCUGCUCGAGGGAAUGUUGGCACUGCUCACAGAUGGCAUACCCAUUCGAUGUGCGCGCGAAGAGCUCGCGAUAUUCCCGCCUCCGCCCGGACAGGAUUGUCAAUCAUAUGCCGGUAGUUUCGCGCAGCAAUCUGGCGGAUAUGUAGAGACCCAGGCGAAUGGGAACUGCGGCUUUUGUCAAUACUCGAGUGGAACGCAAUUUGCAGCCUCGUUUAACGUUCUGCCGUCCCAUAUCUGGCGGGACUUUGGCAUCAUGUGUAAGUGUUCACCAGGGUUUUUCCCAUUCAACAUCCUACGAUGAUAUGGGACAGCGGAGCUGACGAUUGCACAGGGAUAUUCAUAUUCUUCAAUUUUGCCGUAGUUUUCAUCUGCACAUGGCUGUAUCUGGGGGGCCUGCGGAAGAUUAAGUC
Aaosphaeria arxii CBS 175.79 is the source of this 5119-nucleotide messenger RNA. Its product is annotated as ABC drug exporter AtrF. Gene Ontology annotation, cellular component: membrane. Gene Ontology annotation, biological process: transmembrane transport. Gene Ontology annotation, molecular function: ABC-type transporter activity; ATP hydrolysis activity; ATP binding. The record is from RefSeq and is a predicted model, not a curated record. NCBI's taxonomy places the organism in Eukaryota, Fungi, Ascomycota, Dothideomycetes, Pleosporales. The coding region runs from base 343 to 5010 and encodes 1555 amino acids. The transcript has 4 exons.